AUGUCACAAUCAAAGCCACAAAUUCCAAUAAUUGGGAGUGAAUUCUUAACAGUAGAGCAAUUCAAAGAAGCUGCUCAACAAGGAGCUAAGGGUAUACAAUCAAUUCAACAAGCCAAAGGAAGUCACAGGUUGAAGAAGGCAAAAGAGGCUGCAAGUAGUUUAGAACAAGUUUUUUCACAUAUUGAUCGGGCCUUUCAUCAAUAUAAACUUCAAACAAAUAGAGCUUUAGGAUUAAAUCUUGUUUUUGCAAAUCCAUUUAUUCUUAAUAAUAAAAGAUUUGAUCAACUAAUUGGAAAAUUUUCUAACAAGGCUUUAUAUGAACUAGAAAAAAAAUAUGAAAGCCUAAGUGAUUGCAGAUCUAAAACCACAUUUUUGUAUAAAAUUGAAGCUUUAGCUGCUGAAAAAAUAAUCGUUCCAAAGGUACCAUUACAUGUUGUAACUAAAAGGAGACCAAUAUCCACCAAACAAGAUCUUUUUUUAAGUCCACAACAAGAAUAUUUUCUAUAUCAUGACCAAGUUCCUGUAUAUAUGCAUAAAUAUACAAAAGAUGUAAUCCACGUGAAUAAAGAUGGUAAUUGUAGUUAUAAAGCAGUGGCAGUAAGUUUAGGAAGAAGUGAGAAUGAAUGGUUAGUGAUAAGAAAAGAAUUAAAGAAAGAAUUAAACGAAAGAGAGCAAUUUUACCAGUCAUUAGUUUUAGCUAAUGAUGACUAUGAGACAAUUAUAAAGGAGAUCGCUUGA
This is a messenger RNA of Racocetra persica, 738 nucleotides long. The record is from the annotation of a GenBank genome assembly. Lineage: Eukaryota; Fungi; Glomeromycota; Glomeromycetes; Diversisporales; Gigasporaceae.